Messenger RNA from Trichogramma pretiosum, 1326 nucleotides. Its product is annotated as ankyrin-3-like. The transcript has a single exon. NCBI's taxonomy places the organism in Eukaryota, Metazoa, Arthropoda, Insecta, Hymenoptera, Trichogrammatidae. Gene Ontology annotation, molecular function: protein binding. The coding region runs from base 1 to 1326 and encodes 441 amino acids. The record is from RefSeq and is a predicted model, not a curated record.
AUGGACCAGUUGAACAACAACAACGUCAUCGACAAAAAGCUGGACUUGACGCUGCCAGAACUCGAGGAAUUUUUCCGGGCCAACAUCAAUUCCGAGAAAAAUGAGUCGAGGGACUGUCAAUUCACGUCGUUGAUCGAGAUAAUGACCCUCAUGAACUACAAAGACAAGCCGGAAGUCGACCAAGAGGGUAAGCCGAUACUGCGGCGUACCACAGCUGUGCAUUUCGUGGCCAGGCGCGAUCUACCCCUGGAGAGCCCCAAGAUCCGGACCCUCUUUCGAGUGUACGACAGAUUCGAGGCGAAUUACGUCGACGAGACGGGCUUGAGCCACUUCCACGUGGCCUGCCGAUAUGGCUUCCACGACGUGGUCGAGCGAUUCAUCGAGGCCGGACAGAGUCCGGAUUUUCGAGCUUUAAAAAGGGUAGACCCACCGUUGCACUUGGCUCUGCACCACGGCCACUGGAAGACGGCCGAAUUGCUCCUGAGUCGAGGCCGCGCCGACCCGACCGCGACAAGCAGAGACGGAUUGACGGCCUUGCACGUGCUCAGUCAGAAUCAGAAAUGCGACACGGGCUUGGCGCAGACGUUACUUCAAUUAGGCGACCUCGACGUGCGAGUCGACGCUUGGGACAAAUUCGGCAACACACCGCUGCACCUGGCCCUGCACUGGGGCAACCCCAAGAUGGUCGAGCUGCUGUUGAGGCGCGGCUCCAAUCCGAACUUCGUCAACAACGCCGGGAUGUCUCCGCUGCACGUCGUCUCGAGGCGGGACCGCCACGGCCACCUGGCGGAGCUGUUCUUCGGCGUCGCGGACGAGAUGUAUCUGUCGGUGAAGGUCGACGUCCGGGACAAUAAAGGCAACACACCUCUGCACUACGCCCUGGAACGGGGACUCAAGAGGGUCGUCGAUCUGCUGCUGAGGCGGGGCGCCGAGCCGAAUUUGGCCUGCGCCGACGGUGGCAAUUGCCUACACAUCCUCUGCAGGCAAAAGUGCGACGGAGAGCUGAUCGAGGCGUUUUUCCGAGUCGUCAACGAGAGACUCCAGCUGAUGGAGGUCAACGCCCGGGACAAGCGCGGCGAUACCCCCCUGCACUUGGCUCUACGACGCGACGACAAAGCCAUGGCCGAGAUGCUGCUGAGGAGUGGCGCCGACUCGCUUCUGGCCAACAACGAGGGAGACACUCCCCUGCUCAUGAUGAGUCGAAAUCUCGACGUGUACCGUGACCUGCUGGAUAUACUGAGUAGUCUCACCUUUGAUCAACCUCAAACGGUACAUGUCGACGUCGCGGGCAGUUCGGCCCAGACGGUUACCUACACCGUCGUCUGA